This is a messenger RNA of Liolophura sinensis, 2557 nucleotides long. RefSeq lists its product as uncharacterized. The transcript has 10 exons. Lineage: Eukaryota; Metazoa; Mollusca; Polyplacophora; Chitonida; Chitonidae. Gene Ontology annotation, biological process: pseudouridine synthesis. The record is from RefSeq and is a predicted model, not a curated record. Bases 1 to 2421 code for a protein of 806 amino acids. Gene Ontology annotation, molecular function: pseudouridine synthase activity; RNA binding.
AUGGCUGCGCCCAUGUCAGUGCGUGCUACUGCAGCACUUCGUUGGUAUUUAUUGUCAAGUCAGAGAGAUUUCAUUUCAAAUCGAGUAACUGGAACUACAAGAUGCCUGCCAAGACUUUAUUUCAACAUCUGCAACAGGUGUUUAAGCUCUAAAAUAGAUGACAAACAGAACUCGCCGCAUUCUACCACAGAGGACGGAGAAGCAAACGUUAACAACAACGACGUCAACGAAAGGGAGGCAGACGACUUUUUCGGAAUCCUAGAAAACUUGAGGACUCCGGAUCCUGUGUUUUCCGGGGACACUGAAACUCACGAAUCUCUUGUCACUGAAAGUGAACAUUUAAACCAAGAGCGGGUUUUAGAUGUCCAUUUUGGUUUUAUUCGGCGUGAUGCGGACAACCCGGCAUUACCUCGAGAUAAUCGCGGACGGAUUAAACUGAGGAAGAGUUCUUCUGGUGUGCGCCAGAAUACUCAUGAGUCUGCAGACUACUUCUCUCGACUCCUAGGUCAUGAGCAGGAAUCAGAUUCUGGAUCAAAUCAAAGCGAUGUAGGCUUAAAGUCAAAGUCCACUUCCAGUCAACAUAACGACAGUGCUAUUGACAAUAGUAGACCCAUAUUGCAAAAACAGGGCCACAUUAAUUUAGUCCAGUCUGAUGAACCUGUUUUGACUCAUGUGGAUGUUGAUAUGACAGAACCAAAUUUUAUUGACAAGCAGUAUUUUGAUAGUAAAUACUUAGGUGAUACAGGAGAUGUUAGAACUAAAAGUCUGAAUUCUGUGAAGGUUUCAGAAGGAACAAGCAGUCUCAGGCAAGAACACACAGUAAAUAGGGUGAAAGAUGAUGCAUGUAUUUCUGGAGGGAAAGAUACCGUAAGCUUUAUUGAUGAGCAGUAUUUUGUAAAAAGUGAUGAUCAAAGUAAAAAUGACAUCUCACUACAUCUGAAUGAUGUAAGUCAAAAUGAUUUCAAAAGCUUCCCAAAAAAUAUUUGUGAGAAACAUGAAAAUGCUGAGAGUGACUUGCAUUUUGUUGAUGAUCAGUACUUCAGUACAAUCAAAAUCACAAAGAACAACUCUGAAGGAACCAGUAGUGUUGAUAAUAAGAAGUCAGACAAUGUGAAGACCAUGCCUGGUUUUGAGAAAUUUUCACCAGAGUAUAAGCAUUCAGAUGAAAAUUCGGAGAGUACAUUAAAAUAUCAGAUUAUGAAGAAGAUGUCUCAGGACUCUGUUCGUCACAGGACCCAAUCUUCCGAAUAUGAUAGUAACGUAGGUGAAUCGGAGACAAGUAAUGAGGACAUUAUCAUAAGCAAGAUAACACGCCAAUCUGAGCGGCUUUCGAAAAAGGUGAAACCAAACCUGGAAGAGCCACAAACAGCUUAUGAUAUGGCCAUGAAAAUUAGGCUGGAAAAUGCUGGAAGAGUUACUAGUGUACAGGUGAAGAAUGAGAAAGGUGUACCGACUACAAGAUCAGGGAAGAAACUGGACAGCAAAGGCUUUCGGAUUUUGAAGGAUCAAGUACCAGAUUGGACUUACACACCUAAGGAAGUUUUGGCAAAAGUGUUAAAGGACAGCAUAAUUUAUGAUAACAAUGAUAUUGUUGUGAUAGAUAAGCCAUACGGCCUACCCUCCCAUGGUAAGAUGUUUCGGCUACUGGUUAAGUUGGGAGCCUCUGUGGCUGAGUUGGUUAGUGCGCUAGUGCAGCGGGGUCCUGGAGUAGCUUCUAGUGUUGGUCAGAUGACCCCUCUUCUAGCUCAACUAUUGGACAGAACUGGAAAGCUUGAAGACCUGCACCUGAUUCACAGACUAGACAAGGAGACCACAGGUGUUAUGAUUCUGGCCAGAACCCCCCAGAUGGCUUCUCAGUUGAGAGAACUGUUUCGAAAAAGAAAAGUCAUCAAGAAGUAUUGGCUAAUUACUAAAGGAAUCCCCAACCCUGCUGAAGGCAUCAUAGAUAUCCCUAUAGGAGAAAGCACAAGUCAGAAAUUUUACAAGAUGUGCCUGCGACCAGAACACAAGGAAGAGACGAAGUUAGUAACAAGAAAGAGCAGUUUGAUUGGUCAUGAUGCGGUGACACAGUAUCGAGUGUUAGAUAGCCAUCAUCAGUGUGCCCUAGUCGAGUGCCAGCCAUUCACCGGGGUGAAGCACCAGCUGAGGGUACACAUGGCGCACGCCCUGAACACACCCAUCUUGGGAGACCACAAGUACUCUCACUUCAAUAAACUGGCACCUCAGAAACUCUAUCCUGAAAUUUUGCAAAGACUGGGAAUUCGUCAAAGCAAAGUUCGUUACCUUGCCAUGCAUCUGCACGCCAAACUUAUUGUUCUACCAGAAUUUCUUGAUGGACGAAACUUGGUUUUGUCUGCUUACUUGCCAAGACACUUUGUGGCUAACAUGAAGAAACUCAAGCUGAACCAACCCUCCAAGUGAUUCAGGAGACCUCCAAGUGAUUCAGGAGACCUCCAAGUGAUUCAGGAGACCUCCAAGUGAUUCAGGAGACCUCCAAAUGAUACAGCAAAUGUGUGCAAAUGAUCAAAGGAUCCUUCACUUCACAAAAACCCAAAUC